Messenger RNA from Lachancea nothofagi CBS 11611, 1758 nucleotides. The record is from the annotation of a GenBank genome assembly. Lineage: Eukaryota; Fungi; Ascomycota; Saccharomycetes; Saccharomycetales; Saccharomycetaceae.
AUGUUCAAAAAAGACCCACAAAUCAAGGCCUUGAGCAAUUUGAAGAACUCUGAGCGCAAGAAAGUUCAAUCCCAGUGUCAAGAUCAAACGAAACUAUCAAGUUAUGCUUUCCCAUCGCAAGUGAUCAAACAGACUACUUUUAAAACCCAGUUCACCACUGGUACGGUGUACACGGAUGAGGCCAAAGUUCCCAUUUGGUUUAAAGAGAAAUUCAGUGACAUGUUGUAUCCCACAGUAUAUACAUGCUGGAAGUGGCCCAACUUACUCCCUAUAGUACUGGCGCAUGAGUAUGUUGUAGAGGAGAAAGUCGCAAAGGGUGCCAAUCUCAUGCUGCCAGGCACAGUGCCGCCUUUUGAUCCCAGAUGCGUCAAGACCCAGAUGGUUGGCAUCGCUAGCACACAUUCACCUACCGUUGUUAAGGCUAUUGGUAUAGUACAGUUAAACUUGCCAGAAUACUCCCGCGUGAUUGGCGAAUCUGGAGUCGCAGUCGAAAUCACACACACCUGGGACGACGGCCUUUGCAGAAUGUUUAAAGUGAAGAUCGAACCUCCAGAAGUCGGGGAAGCAUUUGAGUCACAAAACGAGGAUUCAGAGCCAGAUGGCUCCGAAACAUUGGAACAAUCCAAUGAGUCCGAUGGUCUCAUAGGCUCUGCUGCUACGAAUCCAAGCAUUACUCCACCUACACCUGCUCCUACUCCUACACCGACUCCUACUCCUGAUGUAGAUCUCCAGAACGUGGCAGAACAGUUAACACAGCUGCAGGUUGAAGACGUUGACCGCUUUUUCGCAAGAUCGCUAUACUACACGCUGACGCAGGAGCCGAAACUCGAGUUGCCCUUGAGCAGUUCUAGUUUUCUGUCGAACCACAUCCUACGUAACUUACCUCCCGUUGAUCCUGCGCACGUUAACAUGAAGAAAACCUCUUGGCGGAAAACCGCCAAAUUUCUCAAACAUUUUGAGAGAGAAGGAUUCCUUAAGCUUAAGGGAAAGGGUGAUGACUUGACUGUGAUAGGAGUGGCCUCAAAAGAGUCGAGGCCCGAGUUGGUCAAUUUUGUUCCGUACCGCGUGGGUAGCCCAAAUACUGGAAACUCUGAAUCCAAACAGUCUCAACAACAGCAGACCAUGAUGACUGCCGUGACCCUAUACAAGCCCAUUAGCAGCGCAAAAGAAUUUCUUCGUGCUGCUGAUAUGAAGGUUGAUCACUUGUUCACGCAGCAAGAGCUCAAGGCCGGCGUAGAUCGAUACAUCACCCAAAAAAACCUCGUGAGCCCUGACAACAAAGCCGCGGUUCGUCUUGAUGAUCUAUUGUUUUCAGUUGUCAAUCGUGCUACAAAGAAAGAAAACGCCGUCCGCACUAUUGCGAGAGCUUCAAUUAUGCCUCCGAUUUUGAAAGGCAACUUUUCGGAGCAUUUUGUUGUACUCAAGCCAGAUGGUUCUCCACUAUUCAAAAAUCCGUUGAAGGGUAGCAUCCCAAGAAUUGAGAUUGUUACGGAGAUGAAGAUUGGGCGUAAAGUGGUGACUAAAGUUUCUAACUUCGAAAAAUUCCAGGUAGAUGCUCAAGAAUUAGCUGAACUACUGCGAAAGAAGUGCAGCGGAUCCACGACCAUCGGAGAAACAACGACAUCGCCCAAGACACUUGAGGUAACUGUUCAGGGCCCACAUGGCCCGGCCACCAUAGACUUACUGAACGACCAAGGCAUCCCCACGAAAUGGAUUAAUUUCGUCAAUAAGUUGAAGAAGGGCAAGAAAAGAGGUUGA